Adineta ricciae is the source of this 666-nucleotide messenger RNA. NCBI's taxonomy places the organism in Eukaryota, Metazoa, Rotifera, Eurotatoria, Adinetida, Adinetidae. The record is from the annotation of a GenBank genome assembly.
AUGGCAAAUCAAGGCCCGUAUAAUUAUUCAUAUAUUUUCAAAUAUAUUAUUAUCGGUGAUAUGGGUGUUGGAAAGAGCUGUCUACUACAUCAAUUCACAGAGAAAAAGUUCAUGGCCGAUUGUCCACACACCAUUGGGGUAGAGUUUGGUACGCGUAUCAUUGAAGUCAAUGGACAAAAAAUCAAAUUACAAAUAUGGGACACCGCUGGUCAAGAACGAUUUCGUGCUGUUACACGUUCAUACUAUCGUGGUGCAGCUGGCGCUCUCAUGGUCUACGAUAUAACUCGACGUGCCACUUACAAUCAUCUAAGCGGAUGGUUAACGGAUGCAAGAAGUCUGACUAAUCCAAAUACAGUUAUUUUUCUUAUCGGUAACAAAGGUGAUUUGGAUGGUCAACGCGAAGUAACCUACGAUGAAGCAAAACGAUUCGCUGAUGAAAAUGAUUUACUCUUUCUUGAAACAUCCGCUAAAACAGGUGAUCAUGUAGAAGAUGCAUUUAUCGAAACCGCUCGAAAAAUCUACCAAAAUAUUCAAGAUGGUUCACUAGACUUGAAUGCUGCCGAAUCAGGUGUUCAACCUAAGCCAUCUGCUAAUCCUCGAUCGGCGAAUGGUACGGUUGGUCUGGACGGAACCGGGCAGAGUGGUGAUUCGAAAUGUCAAUGUUAA